This is a messenger RNA of Ceratosolen solmsi marchali, 1188 nucleotides long. RefSeq names its product bridging integrator 3 homolog. The record is from RefSeq and is a predicted model, not a curated record. The transcript has 4 exons. Bases 1 to 1032 code for a protein of 343 amino acids. Lineage: Eukaryota; Metazoa; Arthropoda; Insecta; Hymenoptera; Agaonidae. Gene Ontology annotation, biological process: plasma membrane tubulation; actin cortical patch localization; endocytosis. Gene Ontology annotation, cellular component: actin cytoskeleton; cytoplasm. Gene Ontology annotation, molecular function: lipid binding; protein binding.
AUGUGGAAUUCAUUAAGAAAACAAUGGAUAGAGAGACCUACACCAGCUCAACCGUGUCUUACUAUUUCAGAAGAUAGCGAAUUAGAUAUGACUGUUCGUAUUGUUAAAAGUGUCGAACGCUGUAUUAAGCAAUUGGAGAAAGAUAUAAAGAAAUAUAUAGAGUCGAUCGAGCAGUUGGAUACAGCUGACCAAACGUUGACAAAAAAUUUGACUUCUUAUAGUUUAGUUCAUGCUAAUGACGAUUUUAAAAAAUUAGUCGCCGAUUACCAUGUGGCCACAGCCGAGACGUGCUUGCGAUCUUUAUUGAACGUCAUUAUAAUAUUUUUAACAAAGGCUGGAAAAACGGUUCAAGAAGUUGUCGAAGGCUACACUAAGACAUUCACAGAGCCAAUAACAGCGUUGUACGACAGUUUCUCACGCAUUAAAGCGAGUUUGAAUAAACGAGAAGAUCUUGUGAGUAUCUGGAAGAAGGCACACGCUAAUUUGAUCAAAUACGAGGCUAAGCCUGAUAAGACAGCUGAACAGUGCGCUAAAUUGGAAAAGCAACGAAGGGUGGAAGAGGAAGCAGCCAACGAAUUGAAAAUUUUUCAUGCGAGUCUACUCGAUGAAUUACAAAUGUUUGUUAAAGAGAGGCAGGAGUAUUUGGAACCCUGUGUUAAUGCCUUCCUGACUAUUCAGUUAAUUUAUUAUACUCAAACAACGGAGCAAUUGAACAAACUAAUAUCAGUAGCCGAUGGUACAGAGUCCAUGGAGCAAUUCAGUAAACUAAAACCAGUAGCGAGUGGUCUCGAGUCAAUGGAGCAAUUCAACAAACUAUUACCAGUAUCCAGUGGUCUCGAGUCAAUGGAGCAAUUCAACAAACUAAUAUCAGUAGCCGAUAGUGGAGAGUCAAUGGAGCAAUUCAACAAACUAAUAUCAGUAGCCGAUAAUCUAGAGUCACCUACUAGCUUAGCAAAUUCAAUGAAGGAAUACGAGCAAAGGAUAAACGAUCAAUUAGAUCGUAUUAAAAGUCUUGCGAUUGUAAAGAAAUAAUUAAAUUUUUGGGUAAAUAUUUUGAAAAUUUAUAUUUUAAAUAUUCAAAACAAAAUAGCAUUUAGGAUAUUCACUUAGGUCCUACCGUUAGACAUUUAUUUCUAAACGAUUGUUACAAUAUAUCGAAAAGUAAUUUAAUUUUUUUAUAAAUGCGUU